CAUCCCGUGAUUAAUGCUUCACAAUGGUGGCGCGUGUACUCUCCUCAAAAACCCUCACUUCAUUUAUCCCCUUUUAACUCUCACUUAAGUCUUUACUCGACUGUUGGCUGCUCACACAUUUUACUAACACACUCUAUCUAUCUCUUCCUCUUCUCUCCAUUUAGAUCUUCAUACAUUCCUUAUUUUCUCUUAACACAACCAAACUUGAAGUUUUCUAUAAUCAACUCAAUGUUGCUUCUAAAUCCAGCUCUUUUCUUCAUUGUAGUGUCCCUCUUUUUGGGCACAUUAGAGUCCAGACUAACUCUGGACUACUACGCCAAGACAUGUCCUAAGUUCAGUCAGAUCAUUCAGGAUACCAUCACCAACAAGCAGAUCGCCAGUCCCACCACCGCCGGUGCCACCAUCCGCCUUUUCCUCCAUGACUGCCUCCCCAACGGCUGCGACGCCUCCGUCCUCGUUUCAUCCACCUCCUUCAACAAAGCCGAGCGCGACAACGAAAUCAACCUCUCCCUCCCCGGCGACGGUUUCGACACCAUCGUCCGGGCCAAAACCGCUCUCGAGCUCGCCUGUCCAAACACCGUCUCCUGCGCUGACAUCCUCGCAGUCGCCACCCGCGACCUUGUCACCAUGGCCGGCGGCCCUUACUACCCGGUCUACCUCGGCCGCCGCGACGGCCGCGUGUCCAGAUCCUCGGACGUCGACGGCAACCUCCCUAAGCCAACAAUGCCGAUGUCUCAAAUCAUCGAGAUCUUCGAGAAGAGAGGAUUCUCCGUUGAAGAAAUGGUGGCGCUCAGCGGAGCUCACACCAUCGGAUUCUCUCACUGUAACCAAAUCAGCAACGAUCUCUAUAAUUACAGCAAGUCAUCGAACUAUGACCCUCAGUACAACCCUCGCUUCGCGCAAGGGUUGCAGAAGGCGUGCACCGAUUACGAGAAGAACCCGACGCUGUCGGUGUUCAAUGACAUAAUGACACCCAAUAAGUUCGAUAACGUUUACUUCCAGAACCUUCCGAAGGGCUUAGGGGUUCUGAAAUCGGACCGUGGCCUCUUCGGGGACCCAAGAACGAAGCCUUUUGUUGAGACAUUCGCUGCUGAUGAGACCAAGUUUUUCAAAGCUUUUGCCAGUGCCAUGCAGAAGCUCAGCCUUGUUGGGAUCAAAACGGGCAGGAAGGGUGAGAUCAGGCGCAGGUGUGACCAGAUUAAUUAGUUCAUUUUUAUUUUAUUCUUUUUCAAUAUUCAUAGACCGGUCAAUUAGUGGGGGAAAUAGUUGCUUUCAUUUUGGAUCAUAAGAAGGUUAAUUUUCUCUCUUGGGUUUUUGUGACAACAUAAGAUAGUAAUGUUUAUAAGGUUCAUGAUAAUUUAUUAUACUACUUCCCCCAGCACCCCAUUUCUCUACCUCUUUGAAUUUGUAAGCUAAAGUAUGUGCAGAGUUAGUUUUGGGGUUUGUGUGGCCUAUUCGCAAAAUUUCUCUGUUAUUGCCAUGAUAGACGGAGUCUGAUUUAAGUGUUAUAAAAAAAAUAUAAUGAUAAUAAAAGCUCUUAUUUUUUCUCUAGCA
Molecule: messenger RNA, 1554 nt
Organism: Arachis duranensis
Lineage: Eukaryota; Viridiplantae; Streptophyta; Magnoliopsida; Fabales; Fabaceae
Product: peroxidase 31
Exons: 1
Coding region: 229-1206 (325 amino acids)
Biological process (GO): hydrogen peroxide catabolic process; response to oxidative stress
Molecular function (GO): peroxidase activity; heme binding
Source: RefSeq, a predicted model, not a curated record